GCCGUCUGUCGGGGGCCUUGUCGCGCAACGCGCUAAUCUUAGACUUACCACGGCGCAACCUUCGAAGGGUGGGAGCCACACGCCCACGCUCACGCUCACGCUUACGCUCGGUCAACCAUGCAGAGAUCUGCUGCUUCGACACCGACGCAGAAUGCGACUCCUUUCUUUUCUACCAAUAUCUGGGGGAACAGCAGCGCCAAUUCGAUCCCUAACGCACAGUCGCAAUCGAGCCAAGGUGGUCGUAGCUCCAGUAGAUCGCGUCCCGGUACCAGUUCGGGCGACAAAGAUAAGGACAAAGAGAGGGAAUCUAACGUCUUGACUAAAGACCGCGAUCGCAAACCUUCUUUUGGGCGCAAACCAUCCUUUUCUUCCCCCUCCAAGGGAAAAAGACGGGGAAGUUCGUCCAAUGCAGGAACAGGAACAGGAACAGGAGGCCAGAUCAGAACCGACGCUGCUAUACCACCCGCUAUUCCCCCUGACUUUGCGCUUGCUGCCGCCGCCAGGUUGGUAAAAGAACCCGAUAUAGUAUCCUCGCCGGCAUCGACCGAUUCUUUUUCUAAGAUGAUAGCCCGCACGGCACCAACGUCUAUCAACGGCUACUAUCCUGCUUCGACUACAACUUCUCCUCCCUUAUUUCAAAACGAGAUCCCCUCGCUUCACCAGCAUAUCCACGAAGUCGCUAAUAAAAGGAUAUCAACUUUAGAUUAUCUACGUAAAGCUCAUGAGGGUCGCGUCUACUGGUUCAACACGUUGCUUUUUGACAAGCCCGACCUGGCACGUAUGCCUUAUUUUGACAGCCGCAAGUUGGCCUAUCGUGCUACCAACUAUCUUCUGCUCGGUCUUUCGCUACCGGCCGUCAUGGACCUCAACUCGGGCACGCCGCUCGAGUUUCUUCGCUCUCUCAACACCCUACUCGCCGAGUUUGAAUCCUACCAGCAAAUCCAUACCGAGAAUGGCGUGAACACGAGUUCGCUUUCCCGCGCCCGCAUACCAAAUAUGUUCCGCCGAGGACCUGGUGGAAGAGGCCGGAGGCAGUCAGGUGCCAAUGAUUUGUACACGGAGACUAGCAACAAUAGCCUAGCUAGCGGCUCGGCCGUGAACUCGAUGCCUACGAGCGUUAUCAACUUCGGGCUUGGUGGUGAGGGCAACGACCUUGUGCCUGGAGAGGAGUACACUCACCUCUUAACGCCGAACCUUCCUUUCGAUCCCGACUUUUUUGAGACGUUUGCUACACUAUGCGACGUAUUAAUCGAUUGCUACUCGAGGCUCAUGUCCCUUCUUCCUACAGCGAAAGACUGUACUCCUAUCAUUGCGGAGCUGUUUACCAAAGCUGAUGCCAAGGUGCGCAAGAUUAUCAUCCAGGGUGUGGUCAAGGAAUUUGAAGAUUCUAGCCGGACGGGCUUGAAACAGGAGAUCGCUAGUGUGGGCAAGGUGGUCCUUGGCGGUUUGAUAUGAUGAGGAUAUUCACGUAUAUGCCUAUAUAUAUGUAAUAGUGGGUUUGUGUUUAUUGGCUUAGUUGCUGUCCUGGUGUUUUUAGGAUCACUUCCGGUUGAGGAUACCAAGUAGCAUGGGUUACAGGGCACAAUGGCGUUCAAGUCUUUAAAUGGGAUAUUAUGCAUAUAAUGAUCACUAGUAUACUACAAUGUCUAAUCAUGGCGAGUAUAUAAAUAUAAUUAGGCAUUACUGUCUAACAUAAUGACUGAGACUAUCA
Daldinia loculata is the source of this 1711-nucleotide messenger RNA. RefSeq lists its product as uncharacterized. The transcript has 2 exons. The record is from RefSeq and is a predicted model, not a curated record. Bases 118 to 1455 code for a protein of 445 amino acids. Lineage: Eukaryota; Fungi; Ascomycota; Sordariomycetes; Xylariales; Hypoxylaceae.